Messenger RNA from Danaus chrysippus (African queen), 1545 nucleotides. Lineage: Eukaryota; Metazoa; Arthropoda; Insecta; Lepidoptera; Nymphalidae. The record is from the annotation of a GenBank genome assembly.
AUGGCGGGAAUAAUCAAUUUCAAAAUACGCAGAAGAUUAGUUAUUAUAUUUUUUCUAUUCGCUCUGGAUGUAAUGUGUUCGGAAAUUGAGAACGACGUGUUGAAUUUACAAGAAGAUUUAGAUAUAGCGUCGGAUAGACGGAGGCCGAAUGGACAGGAAAAAGAAAUAUUAUUAUUGGACGCGCUCGGAAGAAGGAAAGGACCGUAUCAGAAUCAAUACACUUCAUCACAGGAAGACGAUUCUAUAAUGGAUUUAUUAGGAAAAAUGAUACCACAAACUUGUCGGUACAGAGGUGCAAGGUACGCGUGUGCACUCAGUAUCUCCUGUGUUCUUGGAGGUGGGAAACCCUUGGAUUUAUGCUCUGGAGGCAUGAUUUGGUCGUGUUGUGUGGAUAAAGAGACAACAGAACGACCUACAGAAGUGGCGCCACCUGUACACAACGCGAGUGAUCUUAUUGAACUGAUCGGGACAUUUCCCCACGAGACGUACGACUAUCAAACAAACACACAAUACGAAGAUCCAAUCAUCAUUUACACGGAGGCAAACCGGCCCAAACCGCACAAACCGACAGACCGGCCGAAACCGGCACAAAGCGGUUCGAACCGGCCCAAACCGGUUUGGGACACAGACUACAAUCACUACUACCACGUUAAACCCUCGUACCACGAGAGCACAACACACACAGACGAUUUUUACACGGAGAGUGUAGGUGAUAGGCCCGGUGAUGAUGAUUAUGUGCCAGUGCACAGUGCUCAGAAGCCGAUGAGGCCUAGCUAUCCCGGUUGCGGUGAACACUACACCCGGUCGAACCGGAUAGUUGGUGGUCAUUCGACCGGUUUCGGUUCUCAUCCGUGGCAAGCAGCUCUCAUCAAAUCCGGUUUCCUCAGUAAGAAGCUGGCUUGUGGAGGAGCUUUGAUAUCUGACAGAUGGGUCAUUACAGCCGCUCAUUGUGUAGCCACUACUCCUAACUCCCAACUGCGGGUUCGUCUUGGUGAGUGGGAUGUUCGGGAUGCUGGUGAAAGAUACUCGCACGAAGAGUUCGCUGUUCAACGAAAAGAGGUCCAUCCUUCAUACGAACCUUCGGACUUUAGGAAUGACGUGGCCUUGGUGCAGUUGGAGAGGGGGGUGGUGUUUAAACAACAUAUACUGCCGGUCUGUCUACCACAAAAGCAAAUGAAGUUAGCCGGGAAAAUGGCGACCGUGGCUGGCUGGGGACGUACAAGACACGGUCAGAGUACAGUCCCAUCAGUGUUACAGGAGGUCGAUGUUGAGGUGAUCCCCAAUGAGCGUUGUCAGCGUUGGUUCAGAGCGGCCGGCAGGAGAGAGACCAUACACGACGUGUUCCUCUGUGCGGGAUAUAAAGAGGGUGGCAGAGACUCGUGUCAGGGCGACAGCGGAGGCCCACUGACUUUGAAAUACGAGGGGCGAAGCACCCUUAUAGGGCUAGUAUCAUGGGGCAUUGGCUGUGGCCGGGAACAUCUGCCCGGAGUUUACACUAACAUACAGAAAUUCGUGCCUUGGAUCGACAAAUUAAUUAAUCCAUAA